AUGCCCCCCUUCGCCGGCGCCGGUGACAUGCCUCAACCGGAUAUCUACGUCUUCACUUCCGCCGGUCAGCGGAUUUGCGCUCACUCUAAGAUUCUGGCAUCAGCAUCGCCGGUGCUGGAGAGCAUGAUAGAGAAGCACCAGAGUACCGAACCGAAAAUCACGAUUACCGGCGUACCGUUCGAUGCCGUCCACAUCUUCCUCCAGUUUAUGUAUUUCGCCAAGUGCAGCCAUGAGCAAAUGGACAAGUAUGGAAUGCACCUCUUAGCCUUAUCCCAUGUCUACUCUGUACAACGGCUGAAGCAGGUAUGCACAAGAGGCUUAGCUAGGAGACUGAACGUCGAAAACGUGGUUGAUGUGCUUCAGCUUGCAAGACUGUGCGACGCGCCUGAUCUCUACCUCCAAUGUAUGAGAUUCUUGACUAAUAGCUACAAAGCUGUUGAGGAAACCGAGGCGUGGAACUUCUUGCAAGACCACGAUCCUCAUCUCGAGCUCCAGAUUUUACAAUACAUCGAUGAAAAUGAAUUGAGGAGGAAGAGAACGAGGAGGCAUAGGCGGGAGCAGAGUUUAUAUAUGCAGCUGAGUGAAGCAAUGGAUUGUCUUGAGCAUAUAUGUUCGGAGGGAUGCAUGAGCGUUGGCCCUUGUGACAUGGACCCGAACAAGCAUAAGGGUCCGUGUAGCAAGUUCUCGACCUGCCAAGGGAUACAGCUUCUGAUCAAGCAUUUCGGUGUUUGCAAGAAGAGAGGUGAUGGAGGGUGUUCGCGUUGCACGCGGAUGUUGCAGCUCUUCAAGCUGCACUCUUCGAUUUGUGAUGAGCCUGAUGAAUGCAGAGUCCCCCUCUGCAGGCAAUUCAAGUUAAAGGCACAACAAGAUGGACGAGGGAAUGAUGCGCGGUGGAGACUGCUUGUGAAGAAGGUGGUCUCAGCCAGAACCAUUUCUUCUCUCUCCCUAACAAUGAGGAAGGGAGUGGACGAACCCCGGAUCGCAUUGCAUCCUCGCAGGAGGAGGAGAUUUAGUCUGUAAAUCAAUUCUCACUUUACUUUGCCAUGUAAUUUGUGGCUAAAGUGAAGUUUUAAAAAAAUGUGGUGGUUAUUGUUGUGUGUUGUCACUUGUCACAUAGCAGUUUUGUUCCCCUUGUGUCUGUGUGUGUGUGUGUGGAAAAGUAGGAAAAGCCAACUAGUUGAUUGUAAUAAUCUACUACGUUUUUUUGGUAGUGGAUUGGUUGGUUUGUUAGUACGGAGUGUAGUAUAGUUAUGUUUUUAAGUUGUGAAUUUUGAUAUGCAAGUGGAGUAGCUUUCAUUCUUUAA
Molecule: messenger RNA, 1304 nt
Organism: Salvia hispanica
Lineage: Eukaryota; Viridiplantae; Streptophyta; Magnoliopsida; Lamiales; Lamiaceae
Product: BTB/POZ and TAZ domain-containing protein 1-like
Cellular component (GO): nucleus
Molecular function (GO): protein binding
Source: RefSeq, a predicted model, not a curated record